Messenger RNA from Symbiodinium necroappetens, 594 nucleotides. Lineage: Eukaryota; Dinophyceae; Suessiales; Symbiodiniaceae. The record is from the annotation of a GenBank genome assembly.
AUGCCGGCCAUUUUCUCGGUCGCUCUCGCUCCGGCCCUCCAUGACCUCCUACGGGAGCCUAGCUCCACUGAGCAAGUGCUAGCAUACUUCGAUGAUGUCUACAUCCUUGCCUCACCCGACCGGGUCGCAUUGCUCUACGGCCGUCUCGAGGACCUAAUCUGGCAACGGGCCCGACUGCGCUUGAAUGCCUCCAAGACUCGUGUGUGGAAUGCGGCCGGCGUCCUGCCUGAUGCAGUCCCGCAACUCGCGCCUGACUCGGCAGUGUGGGUUGGUGAUCCUGCAUUGAUCCCGGAACAGCGUGGCCUGCAGUAUGCGCUAAGGUCAUCCCCACCUGAAGCUACGAGGGCCUUCGCUACCGCCCACGAUGAUGCCGUGUUCGGUUGCCCUGACACGCUGCUGUCCACUGGGGCCCCGAGCGGGCCACCCUUGCUUGCCACUGCUCGGGCCCAGCUUGCUCUGCGCCAUGGGGGCAUGGGACGUCGCUGCUGCCCGUGCCUUCGCGACCGGCCUCCUUUCCCUGCCGCUUUCCGGACGGAGAUGCUUGGUGCUGGACGGCCUGCACAGGGACUGUGGAGACAGCAAAAAGAUGUGUAG